UGCAGUGGUUCUUACAGGCAUCUAUAGGAGCGAGACGAGAGUCAGUGCUAUUUCAGAACGACUGGUAUGACUACAAGAUCCGCUACUUUGGGAAAGGAGAGGAUUCCCUCCCAGAGGGUUGGAGUACAGAAAACUACGAUGACAGUCAGGAGUGGAGAAGUGUUGAACACAGAGAUUUAUGGCGCCUAGAGUGCGAAAAGUUCGGCCUGGACAUAUCAAUCCAUGAUUUUUCAUACAUCAUACCGUUGCCGCUCCGAUGCAUAUGAUUGGGGCUAUUUCUUCCAUCCGAUUCCUGUGGGAGAAAAGCUGGAGCCAUCGCCGGGCGGUUUUGACGUAGAGCCUCCUUUCGGACGAUAUCUCUGCGCGGAGACGACUCAGUUGAGGCUCAGAGCUUUCAAAGCUCCUGGGAGUUAUGUGAGGGACACGUUGGGUGAAGACGUGGAAGACAAAGAACCAGGCAAAGACCUCAAUGACCAGAUGGGAGUAGAAGAAGCGGAUGAAGAAGCGGCAAAUCCCGAAUGGCAGGACUGUCGUUGCGAAGUCAAGGUUCUCGGAUACAGUGGAUACAGUGUCCGGGACUAUAAAGUUAUCCUCUGUGAUAACUCGGGAGAAGCCGUUGGCGUCUUAUUCCCCAACCUAGCCGACGACAUACAAAAGAGAUGGGAUGCUGGGAGCCAGGGGAUUGAAGUAGACCUUGUUGCUAUCUCGCGCGGGCAUACCAUCUGCUGGCCACAAGUUCAAUACCCGGAAAAAUGGAACUUCUACCAUGUCCUUUGGGUUGAGUGGAUAGAUGGCAUUGCUUACAGAAAGGGAGUCGGGCAGGUAUUCAGGUCGGCAUGGGAAAGGUCGAAAGCUGAAGAUGUGCAUCUCAUUCUUGGAUGAACUGCUUUGGAGACACUCCAUUGGAUGAUGGUUUGAUGAUGAUAUGAAAUAAAAUUUCCUGGAAUAAUCUCGGGUUUUGGUCAUUUAUUUUAACUUCUCCGUCAGCUCACCCUUUGUUUCCCUCAUUCUCAUUUUUCUCUUUGCUCAAUCAUUGCCCGUUGAAGAUAAGAAAAAUUGAAAUGGAUCCAGGCACUUUUGAAAUGUAGAGGUAUUUUCCCGCUACUAUCUAUGCUGCUUUCUCUUUUUGAACACAACCAACAACGAGAUCAACAUGUGAUGCCUCGCAACUUUCCGCCGAUGAAUGUCCAAAGCAAUUUCCGUUUUAAAAAUACAAUAAAAAGGAACCAGCGAAGUCCCUUAUAACCCUAGCACUGUAUACCAACCCGCAAUUCUGGUGAGAACCAUACCUCAGAAAGGUAAAGACCUCCUAAGAAAGUUACCUGGUUGUUCCUCUACGGUCUUAGAGCACAACCC
Messenger RNA from Neurospora tetraspora, 1356 nucleotides. RefSeq lists its product as uncharacterized. The record is from RefSeq and is a predicted model, not a curated record. The transcript has a single exon. Lineage: Eukaryota; Fungi; Ascomycota; Sordariomycetes; Sordariales; Sordariaceae. Bases 223 to 882 code for a protein of 219 amino acids.